Molecule: messenger RNA, 825 nt
Organism: Orbilia oligospora ATCC 24927
Lineage: Eukaryota; Fungi; Ascomycota; Orbiliomycetes; Orbiliales; Orbiliaceae
Exons: 2
Coding region: 1-825 (274 amino acids)
Molecular function (GO): hydrolase activity, acting on halide bonds, in C-halide compounds
Source: RefSeq, a predicted model, not a curated record
AUGGACGCCGAAACAUCCCGAUUCAUUGAUAAUAUUGUAGACCGUCGUAUAAUCGUCGCCUUCGACUUAUUCGGCACGCUCCUAAGUACCGACUCGAUCUCUAAGAAACUCGCGGAGUAUUAUCCUGAUAAGUCCGGGGCGAUAUCUACUGCUUGGAGGAAGUAUCAGUUGGAGUAUACAUGGAGGUUGAAUUCUAUGGGAACAUUCGAACCCUUCGACACCAUAACCCGCAAAUCUCUCCUCCACGCCCUCUCCGAAUCCUCAAUCCCGCACGAUGAAUCCCAAAUAUCCCAAAUCCUCACCUCCUACGCCUCUCUAACCCCCUUCCCGGACGUACCCACCUGCCUAGAAACAAUAAUAUCCACAAAACACCUCCAACCAAUAAUCUUCACGAACGGUACUUCGAAGAUGGCAAAGACUGCCGUAAUAAACACCCCGGAGUUACAGUCAUUCGGAAAAGUUAGAGAAAGGGAUGCUAUUUUGUCUGCGGAUGAGAUUGAAAAGUAUAAACCUCAUCCUAUGAUUUAUCAAUAUUUGGCUGCCAAGGUUGGGAAGAGUAUUACGGUGGGGGAUAGGCAUGGAGGUAUCGAUGAGGUUGUUCUGGUUUCGGCGAAUCCGUUUGAUAUUGUUGGUGGGCAGGCAGUGGGGAUGACGGGAGUUUGGGUUGAUAGAGCUGGGAAUGGAUGGCAUGAUGCUCUCGCUGAGGAUGGGCCUAAGGUUGUAAUUCGGAGUUUGGAGGAAUUGAAGGGGGUACUGGAGGGGAUAUUGGAGGCUAAGGGAAUCGUUUGGGAGAAGGUCACUCAGGAAACCAAGGAGGGGUCGUGA